UUGACAUUUGUUUUCAUAAAAAAAACAUCGUGUCGUUGUGAUUUUUCUUCGGUUUUAAAAACGAAAAUUUAAUUAUUUGAAGUGUGACAUUGAGCAUCGUAGAGAGAUUUUCAUAUUUAUGUUCAAUUCAUUGUGCAAAUUAAUCGGUAGAAUGCCAUUUUAUGCGGUUGCUCGUGGCAGAAGUGUCGGCAUUUUUAAUACAUGGCCAGAAUGUGAGUCACAAGUGAAAGGAUUUACCGGUGCGAUCUUCAAAAAAUUCAAAACACAAGCCGAAGCCACUCAGUUUAUUGCCGAAAAACGUACAAAUGCAACACUUUCCACUGUCACACAAACAGCGACCAUAAAGCAAGCAAAAACAUUCAACAAACGGCCAGCGACUGAGAAUGGCUCUGGAUCUGGACAAGCAGCCAAGCGUUCGAAAAUCGAUGAAGACAAAACCACAGACUACACGGCAAACAUUAAACAGAUGAAAAUGUAUGGUGACUACCAUUUUAUGGAGGAUGACGAAGGCUAUGUGCACGUUUACACAGACGGUUCAUGCGAGAACAAUGGCCGACCAAAUGCGAUCGCUGGUUUUGGUGUUUAUUUUGGCGAAGGUCAUCCACUAAACACAGCGGCUCCAGUCGAAGGACCAGCAACAAAUAAUCGUGGUGAAAUCCAGGGUGCGACUCAAGCAAUCAUCCUGUCCGCCGACUGUGGCAUCAAAAAACUGUGUGUCAAUUCGGAUUCACAUUUCGUGAUUCGUUCGGUGACGGAAUGGAUGAAAAAUUGGAAGGCCCGCAAUUGGCGAUUGAGCAGUGGUGGACCGGUGAAAAAUGAAGUCGACUUCCGAAAGCUAGACCAAGCCAUUGAAGGUAAUCCACAAAUGAAAAUCCAAUGGAAGUAUGUGCCGGCACAUGUUGGUAUCCGUGGCAACGAACGCGCUGAUGAACUCGCACGACAAGGUGCUUUGUCCUACAAAAAAUGAAACACAUUGACUGAUGUAUUUGGUGAUAUAAAAGAAACACAUUGUUGAACAAAUCAUUGAAAAAAAAAACCUAUUUUCGUUCAUUUUGUCUGAAUAUGUUGAAAAAAUAGAGCUAAGAUUUAAUAAAAGGUAAACCGUAGUCGAAUUUUCUAAUCUAA
Molecule: messenger RNA, 1125 nt
Organism: Sitodiplosis mosellana (orange wheat blossom midge)
Lineage: Eukaryota; Metazoa; Arthropoda; Insecta; Diptera; Cecidomyiidae
Product: ribonuclease H1-like
Exons: 4
Coding region: 119-967 (282 amino acids)
Biological process (GO): DNA replication, removal of RNA primer
Molecular function (GO): magnesium ion binding; nucleic acid binding; RNA-DNA hybrid ribonuclease activity
Source: RefSeq, a predicted model, not a curated record